GAAGGUAAAAUGGUGGCUUAGGAUGGGAUGGGCCUCGUAUUGUGUUCUUAAUACAACAAAUGUUUCGGCUUUCAACUUUCUCUAUCAGAAGUUCCCGAAAAACGCGUUAUAAGGUGUAAAGAAGUCGCGGCUGAGGAAGCGGCUGCUGACAGAAUUGUGAGUCUCGGGCUUGAUGCCGCUCAGAUGGAGUGGAAGAAGAAGAGGUGGAGUUUAUGCCUGAUAAAAGGACAAUUGGUCUGAGGUGUUACCACGGAAACGAGCAGACCGUAUGACAAGCCUGAUUGGCUGUGAGCUGCUCUUUAUCCAACACUACGUUCCUUAUGUCUCAGCUGUGCUCUCAACACGAGCUCAUUGAUUGUCUCUUUGAUGUGAAGCCUACAUCAGCGGUGAGUGUAGACGAGGCUUUGUCGCUGUAAGGACGGGCUGGACAUUUGACGGUGAGCUUCUUCCUGCAUCCCUCAGAGUAGAGAAGCGGUUUAUAUACCGCUCUGAAGAACUACAGUACAGAUGUCCAGGCCGUCUCCUCUCUGCACCUCUCAGAGGGCAGCUGAGACUGCUAAAAGCCCUCUCCAUUCUUCUCCAUCUACAUCUCCAACAUCACCUUCAUCUGCUCCCUCUUCCCCCUCCUCUCACUGCUCAACCUCUCCCAGAAGAAUGGGAAUGGGUUAUCGCGGAGACGAGGAUGGCAGCCAUGCUGGGAACAGUCGAGUCAGAAAAGGUGGAGGGGACGGUGUGUCUUCAACCUCAACUCUGGCUUCGUCAUUACUCUCUGCACCUCCUUUGGCUUCAUUACAUCGUCUGUCCUCAUCACCUCAUCCUUACGAUGCUGGCCAGAGGGAGGGCGUGGACACGGAGAUAUACGACCCCUUUCAGCCCACAGAGGGUGAGGGUGUACCAGGCAUGGACGCAGGGGAUGAAGGAGAUAAGUAUGAUCCCUUUGAACCCACUGGAUCACCAGCAUCAGAGAAAGAGAUGGAUGGGGAGCAAGACGUAGAGGAAGAAAGUUCAAUCUGCAGCUUACAAAUGGCAUGCGACAUAAAUGAUGCUAAAGAGGUGGAGCUCGAGACGACUCAAGAUGCAGAGGGUCCGCCUCCAGACUCCACAGAGACAGUAGAGCGAUUGUUGGUGUCUGAUUACAUGCCCACACAGGUGAACAGGAGUAAACACAUAAGACAGCAUGGAAAAGACAGAAGAGAAGCAGCUGACUCGGAACAUUCAGAAAUAGAAGAAGGAGAGAUUGUGGGUGUUGCUGAGAGCAGAAGGGAACGGGAGAUCGAGAUAAGAAGGGAGGUGCUUCUUCCAUCCUCGGAGAGUCCUUCAUUCUUGCAGGGAGGAGGUCUGAAACCUGAGAGGAUUUUGCGAGUCUUGGAUGGUGAAGGAUUUGUAUCUGUUCGAGCGGAGGGUGAGUGGGACCAUCAACCGGUGCCCCCUAUUUGUAUGGGAGACCUGAGAAGAAAACUAACCAACAGGCGAAAGCAGAGGUUCAGAUCUUGUCCUUCUUCAGCUUCUAUAUCGCCACCUCCUACAUCUGUCCUACCAAUACCAUCUCCCUCACUGCCUGUGUCUCAGCCACAGACCACAGAGAAGAUAAGGAGUCGCAAAUCAUCCAAAAGCUCUAAGGAGAAGGACCGGCGAAAGCUAAAAGGGCAGGACAAGGAGAAGCGAAAGAAGAGGAAAGAGGAAAAGGGGGAACCGGAAAGAGCAAGUGAAGAGAAUAAAGAGAAGGAUCUUGAAAGGAGGAGCAGAAGAGAAGGGAAGGAGAAGAACAGGAGGAGGAGCAGCAGAAGUUAUAGUCAAACAAGGAAGAGCACACAUCACAGCACUCCAGAGGCAGCAUCACACUCCCAUAAUACCUCUCGGCACCCACACAGAGGCAGGUCCUGGUCCAGCCCCUCAGAAGGCCACCACAGAGGGAGGGACCGUGAACGAGAUCGGGACAGAGACAGAGAAAGGGAUCAAUACAGAGAAAGGAGGAGAGAUACCCGAGAAAGAGAGGGAGAUAAAGACUCCAGAAUGAGAGAAAGAAGGAAAAGAGAUCGGAACGAAGGAAGCAGGAGGUCAAGUAGCCGAGAGAGGGGUGAUGCAAGAAGGAGAAGAGAAAGUACAGAUAGAAGAGACAGGGAUAAAGUAAGUGGGCGGGAAAGGGAACAGGACAGGAGAAGAGAUGGCCGGCCUGUUGUACCUCCGUCUAUUCAAGAUCUAAACGGUUCAGACCUUUUUGCAAUCAAACGUACUAUCACUGUUACCACUACACCCCCCACUACCUUGGUCCCUACCUCUCCUUCCCAUGCCCAGGAUCGUUCCCGAAGCCCUAUGCAGGGCUCAGACAAACCUCGCAAGCGCAAGAGAAAACGGAGGAGGCGCUCUGAUGAUGAGGAGGAGCACAGGAGCAGAUCUCCUCCCACUUCACUAAGCCCUCUUCGAUAUCACGCCUAUGAACCUGACCGGCUCUCAGACCACCCCGAGCCAGACAUGCUUUCUUUAGAUGGAGAGGCACUGGACUCGGAUUACCCUUCACUCGAGGACUCCCCUGUGCUCCCUCCUCCCCCUGAGCCUCCACUGCCAAGCCCUAAACUGAAAUCCACAGCCCCCAAAGGUAGUCGGCACCAUCAGAAGAAAAAAUCCAGAUCUAGGAGCAAAAAACUGGGCCAGUCUGAGUCGUCCACUUCCUCCUCUUCUCAUAGACCAAAAGCGAGUAAAAGUAAAGGCCUUUUGCCCUCACUGUCUUUAUCUCUUUCUGCGUCUUCUGGCAACACCGUUUCCCUUCCUCUCGCUGCUUCUUUAUCCUCUGCUAAGAGAGUACGGAAGACUGGGAAAGAUAAACCAAGCAAGAAGGAAUUGGGUCGCUCAGGAAGAUCCAAGAAGCUUGGUGGAUGCAGCAAAAAGAGUAAACUACAGUCUAAAGUCUCAGUGCUGGUCCGGGAGGGAGUAAGCAGCACCACAGGGAACUCUGGUAAACUGGGUAUUGAUCUUCUAGGACCCAGUGGAACAACUGGUCCAUCAGUGGUUGGUGGGUCUAUAGCUGUGGUUUUCCGUAGGGACAACGAAAGUCGAUCUCCAUUCCUAAAGCCCUGUUCUGAACCACUUUCCCUGCCUGGUAGAGUCAAAGAUUUGAACAAGACUAUUAAGCAACGGAAUACCCUUUCAUCCAUGUCCUCAACAAACCCAACAGGACUCAAGUCAAAGAAAGUCAAGCCAAGCUCUACCACCUCCACAUCAUCAUCCGCUUCCUCACCCACAUCAUCCUCAGUGGCAAAGCGCAGACGAAGGCCAGUGAAGAAGACCCGGGAGAAAGGUCUAGUAGUUGAUGGUCCUAAUGCCAAAGGUGCCAAUAGCGGUGCUUUGGGAUCUGGUUGGACUGGAGCAUCAGAUAUUCAGCCUGGAAUCGGUUCUAAACCAUCAAGUCCACCCUCCACACGUCCUGGACCCACACCUUCAUCCUCAUCUUCAUCAUCAUCGUCUUCAUCUACCAGUGUCCUCCCCCCAUCUUCCUCACCCCCUCACACUCCUCCAUUGUCUUUACCACCCUCUCGAGACACUAGAGAAUCUUCUCCAGACUCUCAGACUGUAGAUAGCAGCUGCAAGACCCCUGAACCUUCUUUCCUUUCAGAAGACUGCUCUGUUCAGUCUCAAUCCACUCUGACUGUACCUGCAAAGUCACCCCCUAGUCCACCACCCUCAAGAGGAGAUGGAAUUUCACAAUCUGUCACCAAGCUCCUCCCGUCGGAUGACCAGAAGUCGUCACCACCAUGUUCCACUUCGUCAGCGUUGGUCGCAGCUUCUCUUGCUCAUUCCAUUCCUCCUCUGGCAGCUGAACCUUCCUCAUCCUCCUCAGCUUCAGUGUCUUCUUCAACAGUCAGUAAGCCUCCACCCCCUCCUCCCCCACCCUCUGCUGUGUCACCUUUGCCAUGGAGCCUGCAGACAGGCGUAGACUGCACCGCUGGAGGUGUACUAGCAUUGACUGCUCUCCUGUUUAAGAUGGAAGAAGCCAACAUGGCCAGUCGAGCCAAAGCGCAGGAGUUCAUUCAGGCCACAAGUCAGAUUCUCUCUCAGGCUAACCAAAACCAGUCUCAGUCGCAUUCUACAUCUAAUUCCUCUGCAUCACAAGUUCCUGCUCCUCCAUCACAUGCCCCACCCCCAGGCCCAACUCCCACCCAGUUCAUUCUCCAUGGCUCCCUCCCGUUGGUCGGCUGCACCAAAACCCCACCUUCGCACAUACACUCUGGACUUUCACUAGGCGGUGGAUGUGCUCAGACUCCACCUCCUCCGAUCCCUGCAGGUCUGUCUGGGCCAGCAGGAGGCGCCACUGAGACAGGCUGGGAUGGAGACAGUAAAGACCCUGACAAGUAUUUAAAGAAGCUGCACACCCAGGAGAGGGCAGUAGAGGAAGUGAAGCUGGCCAUAAAGCCGUACUACCAGCGCAAAGACAUUAACAAAGACGAGUACAAGGACAUCCUGAGGAAAGCUGUGCACAAGAUCUGUCACAGUAGGACAGGAGAGAUCAACCCAGUGAAGGUGAGUAACCUGGUAAAGCUCUAUGUACAGAGGUACAAGUAUUUCCGGAAGCACGGGCGCAGAAUGGACGACGAGGACAAGGAAGAGCGAGACUCCACCUCCCUGCACGGCUCCACAUGAUUGGACGUCAGGACCGUUCAGCAGACUUUGUAAUUCUCCACACUGUGCUGUUAACGUAAAGUACUGAACUCCGCCUCCACACCGAGCCACGCCCCUUUCCUGUGUGUUUAAUCUAACUGUUGGAUUAAAAACUAGUGCACACUUUAGAACACUUUUUAUAGGGACUCUUUUAGGUUUGUUAUGAUUCAGGACACUACAUGGAUGUGCUUUUUUCUCUGAAUGAGGAACGGUAAAAUAUUCAUCAGAGUUAAUCACAGGCUCCUCCCAGUCGCCGGUCAGAGGUAGACGAGUGCAUGUUUGAACCGUCAUUUUUUUUUUUUUUUUUUUUUUUUUUUUAGACUUUUUUUUUCUCCGUUUUGUUUUUAAAUUGUGGUCCUUCACAUGUCUGAUGUGUUUAUAGCACAUGUUCAUGGAUGUGGAGAAAACAGACUUUUCCAGUGACCGAGCUCGACACCGUCUCAUCAUCUCAGAUUCUACAAGAACGUUAGCAGCUUCUCAGACAUGUGGCUGUAGACGUGCAUGAGUUUUAGACCGUAUUUACUCCAGGAGGGACAUGUGAUCAGUAUAAAAGUGAACCCUGAGCUUCGGUCACGCCGUGACUCGCAUUUUCUCUCUGCACGACACAGCGGCUCAUGGGCUGGGCUUCGGAACGGCAAGAUCAUCAGACGAUAAACUGAAUUAAAAAAAAAAAAAAAAAGGAGUCCGACUCGCUGCAGUGCCUGAUGAUGCGGCGAGAAGCUUCUAAAAGAAACAAUGCAUUAGUAGAUUUUGCUGGCAAUAUAUAAACAAAAUAUCAAAGAACCUACAAAAGUCCUCAAAAGGUCGAGUUGAUUCACUUUUCCUACACGGUGUAUAAAACUGCAGCGAAUGUAGUUCAUGUUCAACCUGAAACUUUAGCUGAGUUUUUGUUAUACAAUAAAUGUUUAUUCUACAUGAAAUGGGAGCGACGUUGUGAGGAGGAAUCUGGUGGAAUGUAAGAAAUGCUGAAAUAAAUUAUUAAACCUUUAACUGAAAGGUGAACGAGUGAAAGUGGGAGUGUUUCUGAUGAAGGAGGAAAAAACACAUCAGUAAUGAAAACUGCAGUUUAAAUGAAACACUUUUAUCAUCAGUCCCCAAA
Molecule: messenger RNA, 5752 nt
Organism: Tachysurus vachellii
Lineage: Eukaryota; Metazoa; Chordata; Actinopteri; Siluriformes; Bagridae
Gene: scaf1
Product: SR-related CTD-associated factor 1
Exons: 9
Coding region: 508-4635 (1375 amino acids)
Molecular function (GO): RNA polymerase II C-terminal domain binding
Source: RefSeq, a predicted model, not a curated record